AUGCCGAGUCCAUCACCAAUUCCACGCUCAUCAUCUUAUCCCAACAUCCCGUCAUCAUCAGCCAAAACUCACAGUUUGAUCCCUCCUCCCUCGAACCGCUCUGUUUGCUCGGCUCGGUCAACCGCCAAACUCUCGUAUUGGCGACUUGGAAACUUUAUAAUCCCUGGAAGAAAGAGCCCAGAUUCCUCGUCCAAGCAUUCCGACUUAACAGAGGAGAGUCUUGAGGCCCAUAAUAGAAGACACGCGCCUAUUAUUCAUAAUAAAUUCACUGCGGAUGAAAAGAACGCGAAAUGCAGUCCCUACUACAAAGGACUCACUGAUGCAUCCCUUGUCAUCAACCGUGGAAGAUUUGUUUCUAGUCCUGGACGUGAAAGUCAUGCCACCACCAUGGCCACUUCUACUUCCAGCUCUCUUUCCUCUUUCAUGGUCAAAAUGCAAGAAUGGAGUUCUUGCUUUACCUUUAAAUCACCUAAUCCUACUACCUCUGUUCCGCUCAAGAAACAUAAUCGUCCUACUUCCUCUUCUUAUUUUACUUCAACUAAGACAACAAUAUCAACUUCCGUUAAGGAGAUGAAUUUGGAUAAAGAGGACGUUUAUCCGGAGAAGCCAUUGAGGGAGAGAGUAUCAGAAUCAUCCACAACCUUCACAUCCCAAUCAAAACAUACAAAUAUCCAAAUAGACAGAGGAAAGGAGUUUAUAUGGGCAAACAAGUAUCAGCCCAAAACUUUAAAAGAUUUUAUUUGCAAUCGAGAUAAAGUGAUUCAACUGCGGGAUCUGGUGGAAGAGGGAGGAUGCCGAAAUUUUAUAUUUGAAGGACCACCGGGGGCGGGAAAAAGAACCAUGAUUUGUGCUAUGCUUCGAGAAGCAUUCGGACCGGACACAGUCCAGACCAGGGAGGUAUGCAAGGUGUUUGAAUUAAAGGGGGAACUAAUAGGUAGUAUCAAAGUAAAGGUCAAGGAAUCUUCCCAACAUAUAGAAGUUAAUGUCUCUGAUUUAAAAGGAUAUGAAAAGCAUGUCAUUCUUGAACUUAUGAAGGAAACACAAAGCAAGCUAUCCAAUAAAGGUUUGCAGUCAAACCCUGACAACAGCAAAGCAAUUCUUUUAUGUGAAGCAGACAAGCUAUCCACAGAUGCCUUACUAUACGUCAGGUGGUUAUUAGAAAGGCACAAAGGGUUAAAUAACAUUUUUUUCUGCUGCUCUGAUGUCUCAAAGCUUCAACCCAUUAAGUCGCUUUGCACUGUUGUUCAGCUUUUUCCUCCUUCAAAACAAGAGAUAGUUGAAGUUCUGGAAUUUAUAGCUAAACAAGAAGGCAUAGAAUUGCCACAUAAAUUUGCUGAAAAAAUUGCUAACAAAUCCAAGAAUAAUCUUCGUCAAGCAAUUCGCUCAUUUGAGGCCUCUUGGCAGAUGAAUUAUCCAUUUAAGGAUGACCAAGAAAUAUUGACUGGCUGGGAAGAUGACAUUACAAAUAUUGCCAAGAAAAUUAUCGAAGAGCAAAGCCCAAAACAGUUAUAUGUCAUCCGAGGGAAGCUUCAAAAUCUAAUAGAGCACGACGUAUCUCUUGAAUUCAUUUUCAAGUCUCUUGUUGAAGAACUAAAAAAGCAUUCGGAUGCGGGAUUACACAGUUGUAUUGACGAUCUUUAUGAUGAAUACAAUAGAGAUGAUGGAGGAAUGCUUGACGACGAGAAGCCAUCUGUCUUUGCACGCAGUACUCGACACGAGGAAAUGGGAAAGAGGCUAAACGAUCCAGUGAGAAAGAAUGUUCAACAUUUCUUGAGGAUCGAAGAGUUUAUAGCGAAGUUCAUGAGCAGAUAUAAAGCAAGAGUGACGAAUAAUAGAAGCGACCAACAGGAUACUGCCGCAUAAAGGGAUCUCUGUGAAUCCUGGGCUCAUAUAGAUAUUCUCGCUGCAGGGACGUGGAUCAAGAUGUUAUUGAAACAAUCUGUUAUUUUUGUUUGGCAAGCUUGAAAACGUGGCUUGAAUAGUUUGCAAAGAAAAAUAUGAAAUA
Pistacia vera is the source of this 2005-nucleotide messenger RNA. RefSeq names its product replication factor C subunit 3-like. Gene Ontology annotation, biological process: DNA repair; DNA-templated DNA replication. The record is from RefSeq and is a predicted model, not a curated record. The transcript is spliced from 11 exons. NCBI's taxonomy places the organism in Eukaryota, Viridiplantae, Streptophyta, Magnoliopsida, Sapindales, Anacardiaceae. Bases 1 to 1863 code for a protein of 620 amino acids. Gene Ontology annotation, molecular function: DNA clamp loader activity; DNA binding. Gene Ontology annotation, cellular component: DNA replication factor C complex; nucleus.